AAUUUAUCUAAAUAAUUUCAGAUUUAUGAAGUCAUAUUUAAAAUGAUUUAUAUUCUCUUGUUGUUCUGUAUACCUUGUAUACUGGGACCACCUGUUGAUAAAACAGCCAAAGGCCCACAGCAGAAUGAGACCCUGGAGGACUGGAACCUUGGUCUAGAGUACAACAAGUAUCUCCGGGAGGUUGUUCAGAUACUAGAAGCAGAUCCAGACUUUAGAAAGAAACUAGAAACUGCUAAGGUUGAUGAAAUCCGUGAUGGAACAAUAGCCAAGGAGCUUGAGUUUCUCAGCCACGGGAUCCGAACCAAGCUGGACGAGGUAAAGAGGCAGGAGAUGGAGAGGUUGAGACACCUGGCGCAGAGACAGAUAGAGUUGAACCAGGGCCUCGAUAGGAAGCAUAUCAAGAUCCCGCAACAUAUUGAGGUUAAACACAACUCCUUCGAGGUUGCGGAUCUCCAGAAGCUGAUCAAACAGACCACGAAUGAUUUAGAGGAGGCAGAUAAGCAGAGAAGGGAAGAAUUUAAGAAAUAUGAGAUGGAGAAGAAGUUUGAGAAGGAAAUGAGAUUAAAUGCAAUAAAUGAUACUCAGGAGAGGAAGGUUGUGCAGGAGGAGAUGGAGAAGAUGGAAGCUAAACACAGGGUGCACGACAAGAUAAACCAUCCUAUGACCAAGGAUCAGCUAGAGGAGGUCUGGGAGGAACAAGAUCAUAUGGAUCCUAAGGACUGGGAUCCCAAAACCUUCUUCGCUAUGCAUGAUCUGGAUGGGAACGGUGAGUGGGAUGAGAACGAGGUUCGAAUACUCUUCAGGAAGGAGCUGGAUAAAGCCUACGAUCCCAACAACCCCGAGGACGACAUGAAAGAGAGGGAGGAGGAGAUGGAGAGGAUGAGAGAACAUGUUUUCAAAGAGUCUGACAAGGAUAAGAACAGGAUGAUUUCCUACCAAGAGUUUCUAGCAGAGACGGAGAGGGACGAAUUUGAGAAGGAUCCUGGCUGGGAUACAGUAGAUGAUGCUGAACUCUAUACUGAUGAAGAGUUCCAGAGAUUUGAAUCAGAACGGGAAGAGCAGAUAAAGAGAAUGAUUGAAUCUGGACAAAUGCCCCCUAACUAUGCUUAUCCAAAUAUCCCCGGUAUGCCCCCUCCUGGAUACAAUCCUGGGUUUGGAUACCCACCUUUGCCCGGCGGUCCUAUGCCCGGGGUUGAUCGGAACGGAAUCCCGAUGCAUGGUAGUGUUCCUGGCCAGCCUGCGCAUCCACAGUUUGUUCCUGGACAACCUCCUCCACAACAACAGUAUCUGCAACAACAGUUCCAGGGACAACAACAGUUCCAAGGACAACAACAGUAUCCGCCACAACAGCUAUAUCAAGGACAACAACAAUAUCCACCACAACAACAGUUUGGAGGACAACAGCAACAGUUCGCUGGACAACAACAAGGCCAACCACAGCAGUUUGCACAGCCUUCUCAGGUACAAUUCCAGCCAGGACAACAACAACAAUUUGUAGCACAACCUCAACCAGGAGCAGGACAAGCAGGGCAACCUCAACCUGGACUAGGGCAACAACAAUUUGCAGGACAACCCCAGCCAGGACAAGGACAACCCCAGCCAGGACAAGGACAACCCCAGCCAGGACAAGGACAACCUCAGCCGGGACAACCCCUGUCCGGACAAGGACAACCUCAGCCAGGACAAGCACAACCACAGCCAGGACAAGGACAAGCUGUUCCCGUUGCUGGACAACAAACUCCGUGAAUAAUAACUUAAUUAAAUAUUUUCGUCACAAUUAUUGAAAUUUUUCCGUUGAAUCCCAACUGUUCUCUGUGAUAUUUUUCCCACAUUGUGUUUCAAUUUUUCGUCCUCUUGAUUGUUUCCCUAACAAAUUACAAUCCUUUUUUCCCCUGAUAUUAUACUUGAUCGUUUUAAUAUUUUCCUUGAUAUUUUUUUAUAUUCAGAUAUUUUUCUUGAUAUUUUUAUAGAUAUUUUGCCUUUUCUUUUUAUUUUCCUUAUACUCAAUGCUUCCUGAAAUUUUCCAUUUGAUAAUUCUUAUUGAGUUAACGACUUAGGAUUCAAACGUAAGCUGAAUGUGCCAAAUACAUUUUUACACAAAGAUAUCCCAACAAGAUCUGAUUCAUCUCUCCAAUUAUUGUUUACCAAGUUGACGAUCAGUUAAACAUAUGAAUAUAUCCCUGUAGUGUGUGACCAUGUAUACACCUGUUAAAACAGCUGCAGUUAAAUUUUACGUAUUAUUUUCAGUCAGGUUUAAAUUGGCUCGAAAUAUAUUGCCCUUGAAGUACCGACAGUAUUGGUUUACAUUCAUAAACAGCAUUUUAAUUGAGUUUUCCAAUCCUAGGAGUCCAGACAUAUACCACUUAGAAUAUUAUUGGUUUACUACUUGACUAUGUUUACGCCAAUUUACAAUUUACAGUGAGUUUAGAUCCUUUCAAUUACAGAAA
Eurytemora carolleeae is the source of this 2447-nucleotide messenger RNA. RefSeq names its product nucleobindin-2 (gene NUCB1). NCBI's taxonomy places the organism in Eukaryota, Metazoa, Arthropoda, Copepoda, Calanoida, Temoridae. Gene Ontology annotation, molecular function: calcium ion binding. The record is from RefSeq and is a predicted model, not a curated record. The transcript has 9 exons. Bases 43 to 1746 code for a protein of 567 amino acids. Gene Ontology annotation, cellular component: endoplasmic reticulum-Golgi intermediate compartment; extracellular exosome.